AUGAACCUAGAGGGAACACGCCAAUCUUCCCUGCUGCUCUCCCUACCGCCGGAGCUCCAGAUGCACAUAUCCGUCCAGGCCGCCCUGCCAGACGCCACCUCCCUCGCACUGACGUGCAAGACAGCCCUCGGUAUAUCGCGGCUGCGCAACCUGCCGACGCCGGAUCCCGUGGCGCAUCGGGCGCCGUGGAGCGCCGACCCUUCGUGGCAGUACACUGAUCUGGACUCGCUCAACCCCGAGUGUCGCUGCGGGCAGCUCGAGACGGUCCUGCGGCAGAUUCGGCCCCGGAACGCCCGGGGCCACGUGGACCGCACGCGCAGCCUGUGCGUCGACUGCGUGAGGUACCUGCCGCGGAGGAGGAGCCACUGGAGGGCCCGGGCCGACGCGCUGCGGAGCAGGUACUGGGACGGCGAGGUGCAGGGCGACUGGGACAUCGCCGUGCUCUACUUCAGCACGGGCGUCAAGAUGCAGUGUCCGCCGUGUCGGCUGCGGGAGCACGGGGACAUCAUCGACAGGGACACGGUGCAUGGACUCACGCCUGCCGAGCUGGCCAGUCUUGCGGGCGCGUGA
Geosmithia morbida is the source of this 570-nucleotide messenger RNA. RefSeq lists its product as uncharacterized. Lineage: Eukaryota; Fungi; Ascomycota; Sordariomycetes; Hypocreales; Bionectriaceae. Bases 1 to 570 code for a protein of 189 amino acids. The record is from RefSeq and is a predicted model, not a curated record. The transcript has a single exon.